Messenger RNA from Exaiptasia diaphana, 852 nucleotides. Its product is annotated as putative glycosyl hydrolase ecdE. The transcript has 2 exons. The record is from RefSeq and is a predicted model, not a curated record. Lineage: Eukaryota; Metazoa; Cnidaria; Anthozoa; Actiniaria; Aiptasiidae. Bases 41 to 712 code for a protein of 223 amino acids.
CUAUACAGACCCUAUACACUGGAAAUCAACCAAACGUGCCAUGAGACUCUUGAUGAAAUCCUUUCUUAUGCUAUGCUUCGUGUGUUUGAUCUGUCGAGCAUAUGGCAUUUCCCGUGAUUCGUUCAUUUUAAAGAGACUUCACCUGACGGACGAGGUCGUGUUGGGAUUGCUAAGAAGAGUUGAAACCCUCGAAAGUGGACGAUCUAAUGUGUGCGCAGUACAAGGUUGGUGCGUUGUGUUCGACUUUGAAUCUGGCGUGACUGGAUGGACCACGAGUGGCGCAGCCUUCAACAAUCAGCCAACAUGGGGAGAUAAUCCCACAGCCAGAAAAAGAGGACAGCCAUCAAAGCAUAGGGGAGAUUGGUGGAUUGGAACAKUUGAAAAUCGUCCAAGUGAAGCCCAUAAGCCUGGAGCGGURCAAGGUGACGGUCCCAAAGGAACUGUGACGUCACCAUCCUUUGUGAUCAAGGGAGACAAGAUGAGGUUCUUGAUUGGUGGAGGCUGUGACAUGGCMACUGAACGUGUAGAGCUGGUGGUCGGUGGAAAAGCUGUUGCCAAAGCGACUGGGAAGUGCCAUGAAACAAUGGCACCCCAUGUUUGGAGUCUCGACAAGUCCUUAAAGGGAAAAACAGCCCGCCUGCAAUUGGUUGACAAUAGCAGUGGUGGUUGGGGUCAUAUCAACUUCGAUCACUUUGAGAUGUUUGUUAAUUAGCUGUGUAUGUUAUKCAAUAAGUUCUAAGCGACAUAACACAUUGUCUGCUGACAAUCCUUUAAAAUGUUUGUUAAACUUAACUUUCAAAAUGCAUAACGAAAAUWAGUGAAAUCAAAAUAAAGUUGUGUAACGACCUAGGA